This is a messenger RNA of Melospiza georgiana, 5372 nucleotides long. It is a transcript of the gene LINGO2, whose product is annotated as leucine rich repeat and Ig domain containing 2. NCBI's taxonomy places the organism in Eukaryota, Metazoa, Chordata, Aves, Passeriformes, Passerellidae. The transcript has 7 exons. The record is from RefSeq and is a predicted model, not a curated record. The coding region runs from base 414 to 2360 and encodes 648 amino acids. Gene Ontology annotation, molecular function: protein binding.
CUGUGAAGGUGGCGGCAGAGGCAGCCUCGGCUGCGGCGCGCCCCACUGCCGCUCGCCGUGAGGGAGCGCCCCGGCAGCCGCCAGACAGUUAAGGAGGUCUGAAGAUUGGAAUAUCAGUGGCCCUGUGCCGAGUUUAACAAUUAAGUGAGGCGUGGAGCUGGAAAACUUGGCAGAAAACUCUUUUGUCUUUCCUGCUUGUAUCUAUGGAACCUGGUUUGCAAGGUUGGUAUUAAGACAGUCUGAAGGAAGGAAGUAGUGAAAGACUUUCACCACAAUUCUGAAAAAUGAGCAGUGUCAACCUGGUGCUGUGAUUGUCUCCAGGACUUGGACCCUCUAAGUUUUAAGGUCUGUUUCAGUCAUUAUGAGUGUGGUGUCCUGAGAGAUGCUGUUGUCCAUGAGAGGCUGGGAUUAUUAUGAUCAAGUGCUGUAUUUUGACUUCACCCAGUGGCAUAAAGAUUUGUGGGGUGAAGAAGAAGUGUUGGACUUUUAAGAGAAUUAAACAGGCCCGUGUCGGAGGGUUAGCCCAGAUCAGUGGAGUCAUGCGUCACACAGCUCUAUCAUGCUGGCAGCUGCUCUUGGGUCUGGCGGUGCUGCUUGUCUUCACAAGCCCCACUGUGGGCUGCCCAGCCCGCUGUGAAUGCUCAGCACAAAACAAGUCUGUCAGCUGUCACCGAAGACGUCUGAUGUCCAUCCCAGAAGGCAUUCCCAUUGAGACCAAAAUCUUGGACCUCAGCAAGAACCGACUGAAAAGCGUUAACCCUGAGGAAUUCACAUCAUACCCAUUGCUGGAGGAGAUUGACCUCAGCGACAAUAUUGUCUCCAAUGUUGAGCCUGGAGCUUUUAACAAUCUCUUCAACUUGCGCUCCUUGAGGCUGAAAGGAAACCGUCUGAAACUGGUCCCCCUUGGGGUGUUCACUGGGUUGUCAAACUUAACAAAGCUUGAUAUAAGUGAAAACAAGAUUGUCAUUUUGCUGGACUACAUGUUUCAAGAUCUGCAUAACCUAAAAUCCCUGGAGGUUGGGGACAAUGAUUUGGUGUAUAUAUCACACAGGGCCUUUAGUGGACUGCUUAGCCUGGAGCAGCUCACCCUGGAGAGAUGCAACCUCACAGCUGUACCAACAGAAGCUCUUUCUCACCUCCACAACCUCAUCAGCCUGCAUUUGAAACAGCUCAACAUUAAUGCUUUGCCGGCGUACGCCUUUAAAAGACUGUUUCGCCUGAAGGACCUGCAGAUAGAGGCCUGGCCCCUCCUGGACAUGCUGCCUGCCAACAGUCUGUACGGUCUCAACCUGACUUCUCUAUCCAUCACAAACACCAACCUGUCUGCAGUACCUUACUCUGCUUUUAAACAUCUGGUUUACCUGACACAUCUCAACCUGUCUUACAACCCCAUCAGCACCAUCGAGGCAGGCAUGCUGUCGGAUUUAGUGCGCCUGCAGGAGCUCCACAUGGUGGGGGCACAACUGCGCACCAUUGAACCACAUGCUUUCCAAGGGCUCCGAUUCUUACGCGUGCUUAACGUGUCCCAAAACCUGUUAGAAACCCUAGAAGAGAAUGUAUUCCAUUCCUCCAAAAGCCUUGAGGUCCUCUGCAUUAACAACAACCCUCUGGCCUGUGACUGUCGUCUUCUUUGGAUUUUACAGCGGCAGCCCACCUUGCAGUUUGGUGGUGAGCCACCAAUGUGUGCGGGCCCAGAUAGUGUCAGAGAGAGGUCAUUCAGAGACUUUCACAGCACAGCUCUCUCCUUUUAUUUCACCUGUAAGAAGCCCAAGAUACAAGACAAGAAGUUGCAGUACCUGGUAGUGGAGGAAGGACAGACCGUGCAGCUGAUGUGCAAUGCUGAUGGGGACCCACAGCCUACCAUCUCCUGGGUUACCCCACGCCGGAGGCUGAUCACAACUAAAUCAAAUGGUAGAGCCACUGUGCUGGGAGAUGGCACCCUGGAGAUACGAUUUGCCCAAGACCAGGACACUGGGAUCUAUGUCUGUAUUGCAAGUAAUGCAGCUGGGAAUGACACCUACUCAGCCUCCCUGACAGUAAAGGGGUUUACUUCAGACCGUUUUCUUUAUGCCAACAGGACCCCUAUGUAUAUGACAGACUCCAACGACACAAGUUCUAAUGGAACUAAUGCAAACAGCUACUCUCUGGACCUUAAGACAAUAUUGGUGUCCACAGCUAUGGGCUGUUUCACAUUCCUUGGAGUGGUUUUAUUUUGUUUCCUUCUUCUUUUUGUGUGGAGCCGAGGGAAAGGCAAACACAAAACCAGCAUUGACCUUGAAUAUGUCCCUCGCAAAAACAAUGGUGCUGUGGUUGAAGGGGAGGUUUCUGGACCACGAAGGUUCAAUAUGAAAAUGAUUUGAUGAUAUUCUGCUAGCAGUGCUUUUUCUGUGGCAUUAAAACCAAUUAAAACAGCCUGGCAUGUGGAAUUGCUAGGCAGAAGCAGCUUAAUGCAGCUGUCAGUGUAUCAAAAGGUUAUAUGAAAAUGGAAAGACUAUUUGUGGUUAUACAACAGAGCCUCCAGACCUUGAGGCAGAUGUGUCAGGGCCUUUCAUAGAACUGGGAAAUUGUACUAACUGUUUGCAUUGCAAAUAUUGGCAUUCUGGGGAUAUCAGCAAUGAACCACUGGCUCAUGCUCAUGGACAAUUGUUCAACAUUUUCUACUGCUACAAAAGGAAAAGAAAAAAACCUACAGUGUAGGAUUUACAUACUUAAAGAAAAAGACACAUUUGUCUAAACCACACUCAACAAUGAAAUUUGUAUCCAUAUAUCUCAUUUGGUAAAACUUUGCAUCCUCCCUUCUAGUUGGUUCAACACAAAAAAAAUUGGUAGCUUUUUUUUUAAAUCUACAUCUAUACUGUGUACAUUUUGAAGCAAUACAAAUGAGAGGUUGUACUUUUAGAUAUCCACCAAUACUGACCCAAGUGUGAUGUCACCCAUCUUUUAACUACCAUAAAAACCCAAAUUAGAUCCUUGUAGUUACUAAUUAGAAAUAAUAUAAGAUAUUUUUCUCCUCAUGUAGAAGGCCAGACCUGAAUAGUUGAGAGCAAAACCACUCAACUCUGUCGAUCUACUCUUCAUAUAAAUAUAAGGCAUGUGCCUAGUUUUGAUACAGAAUGGAAUAUUUUUUAUAUCUGUGAUAUCACACUGGACCAGUUUACUGUAAUACAGCCCUGGCUCUCACACAGGGAAGGCAACCCACUAGUCAAUGCUGGCAUGGAGGAGUUGAGUUCUACUUUGAAGAGAGAGAAUCAGUUUUGUUAGCCCUGAUAUUAAUUUCAAACCUACUGUUAAAAUGUUAAUGUGUACUGGGCCAAAUAAAGAGCAUAAUACAUUCUGCAGACUCCUUGGGAAAUAUGGUUAUCUUACUCUUUAUACAAGUGAAUUAAAACAUACAAACAUUGUUACUAAGAAUGAACUCUUCUCCAAUGCCAAGUAAACUACAGUUGGUCAUGCAUAAUAUGGGGAUUUAUAACACUAAAAUAAUGUUUAAAACACGAUAGCCUCAAAAAGGCUGACAUACUGCCAGAUAUAAUGAACCUCUAGCCACUGUCAUUCUCAUCUUGUAUAUUUGUAGAUAACACAAAGCUGAUUUCCAAGAACAGAUUCCUUAGCUAUUCUUGAUGCCAUUUUAAUAACAAUGUGGUUAUGUUUCUUUCAGGGGCAGUAUCUUAGAGCAAGAGGGGCAAGUUUUUUCCAGAUUUUAGGAAUCUUUUUAAAUGGAAAGAAGACAGAAGUGGAACAUUAGUUCAGUACAAGUAACCUUUUGUUUGUUUUAUGUUUCCAAAGAAAUCUUCAAAAGACCGAAAAGUGAAAUUUUAUGCUUUUUCAUAAAUACCAUGAUUUUAUUUUUAAAUCCUUAGCAAUUUCAAGAUGCAAAGUUGUUCAGCCACCUCUCAAGUUUUCCACCAGUUAGGAGCCAUAAGUUUGUCAUACAUGGUUGAUAGCAAAUACCAUUUUUAAAUGAUUGGCAUAAUCUGGAGAAAGGAUGACAAUUCGUACAUCUAUGUUUAACCAAGAUUAAUAUGAAAUAUUAUAAGACAGAACCUUCAGAUUAAUGUGAUUAAAGAGCCUGUGUUCAAUCUUAGUAUUAGAUUUUGGCAUUUUGAAACCAAAGUCAGGCUGAUAUAUGAUAGGAUGCAAGUGCUUCUAAAAUUAGUAUCCAUAUUCUUUGCAGAGAUUUUAAAAGCAGGAUAAAAAGUCUCCCACUUCUAUCAAGGGAAAUGUGCUAAAAGUUGUAAAACCCAGCUGCGCUCCCCAGAGAUACCCAUAACUUAGCUGCAGGACCCAAGGCUAUGCAGCUUUGAGAAUCUGUUUUUUUAGUGGUUGAUCAUUGGUUGCUUUGUUACUUCAUUUUAGAUUGUCCAACUGAGGAGGUUGCAAGGGUUCAUAGAAUUUUUUUCACUUAACUUGGCUUUAAGUUUAGAAUUGGGUUUUCUUGCUUCCUUUUGUUUUAUGCUCUGAACUAGAUAGUUGGAGAUUUAUGGACAUGCUUGAUAAGAAUACUCUUUGUUCUAUGACAUUUGUAGAACAUUAAUAUAAUGGAACAACCCCUGACUAAAUUCUAACACCAGGGAAAUUAUUUUUGUUGACGUAAUAACCACUGCACUGAAGUCCAAAAUUCUACUGUACCUUAAUGCGGGCAGUUAAAGAAACAAAUGGGGAUAAAACAAAAUGUUUCUGAACUGUCCCUUGAAGACAUUUGCAUGUGCCUUUCCCUUGUAAUUGUCAUUUUUUUCAACUAGUUAUCUAUUGCCCCUGCAGUCAUUUCAUGUUAAAUGUUAAAAUCAGUGUUAGAAGCAAAAAUUCACCCACCUUCUAGACAUUUUCACCUGAUUUCUUCAUAUUAAAUUACACAAUUAAAAAAAAUCUCAAAAAACACCACCCUAGAAAACAUGUAUUUUUAGGAUUAAUUAUGAGUUGCUGUAUUCCCCUAUCCCUUGGAAUGACUCUAAGAAGUGAUUGCAGCUAGUGCACUGCAAGGAUUUGUGAGCAGAAAUGUGCUUAGUUAUCUAUGUGAAUGUGUGCUGGUGAUGGAAAUCACCGCUUGCUGUUGCUGAGCACCACCUUGCAGAGCUGUCAGCGUUCUGUGUAUUGCCUUGAGUUCAGUCAGUAUUCAGUUUUUCAGAAUCAGUGUUCGUUCCCUGCCUCUAGCAAUGUUCUACUUUUUGCAGCCUACUUAUUUCAGCAUGGACUUAACAAGGCAUAUGGCACCUCUUAACAGAAGUGAGGACAGCAGGACCCAGAGACGCUUUUGUCUUGCUCCACAUAGUCUCCUUCUUAUGUAUUUGUGGGACACAUACUAACUAUGGCUCUUUUGGGUGAAUAAGGAAUACAGUGUCAAAGUCAGACCCAGACAAGAACCUUUUUGGCAA